Eremothecium cymbalariae DBVPG#7215 is the source of this 1719-nucleotide messenger RNA. RefSeq names its product Mga1p (gene MGA1). Gene Ontology annotation, biological process: regulation of DNA-templated transcription. The transcript has a single exon. Gene Ontology annotation, molecular function: sequence-specific DNA binding; DNA-binding transcription factor activity. The record is from RefSeq and is a predicted model, not a curated record. Lineage: Eukaryota; Fungi; Ascomycota; Saccharomycetes; Saccharomycetales; Saccharomycetaceae. The coding region runs from base 1 to 1719 and encodes 572 amino acids.
AUGCAGCCUAAGACGUUUAUACAUCAGCUGCAUCAUAUGCUGAAUGACAAGAGUUUAGAAUCAUGGAUUCGAUGGUCGGCAGAAGACGACCAUAUAUUCUGCUUAAAACCAUAUGACCCUGAGUUCCCUGGUAAGGUGCUCAAGAAGAACUUCAAGCAUGGAAACGUGUCUAGUUUUGUUAGACAAUUGCACAUGUAUGGGUUUCAUAAGCUGCAGACAGGACCUAAUGGAAUGCACACAACCGUGAACGCUGGUGCGGGAGCAGGGUUGCCAGCAUCGGCAGCGACAGCAGGAUCUACUACGUCUAUGGAUAAUGAACCACCUACACAUAUUAUCAAGAGUAAUAAAGAGUCCAUGGUUUGGUAUUUUACUCAUCCCUCAGGGUACUUCUAUAAAGAUGCAUGUCAACCGGAUUUGGCUAGAAUACAGAGAAAGUCUAAUGGUGUUGGGAAGGAUGGUAAACGAAAAAAUGGGCUGUCCCCAGUGUGUGUUUCGAUUCUGGAUCCAAAUGCGAGGGCUAGUACGCCCCCGAUCACGGCCACUUCUACAUCAUCGCAGAUCGAUUCUUUGCAUCGAUAUUCUGUUCCUCCUGCAUAUGCAGCGGCAGGCGAGGGAGGAGGGGGAGCAGCAGGCGCGACCGACUCUCUACAACCACAUCAAUCGAUUCAUGAGCCUCGUCCCUCUUACAAUGAUGUUACGAAACGCCGAAGUGCCUCCUCAUUAGACCUGCUAAUAAACCAUCCCCAGAGCUUGCCCGCGCAGCAACAAAUUUCUGGUGCAGCUCCCGUUUCAACUGCUACGAAUAUCGUGAGUUCUGACUUGCGUUCACAUCUUCAACAGCCACAGCAACAGAACCAACAGAACCAACAGAACCAACAGAACCAACAGAACCAACAGAACCAACAGAACCAGCAGAAUCAGCAGAACCAGCAGCAGCAACCACGUGUGCACAGACCUGGCUUCCCCACCUCCACCACUUCCACUGCCCUGGUUCAGCAACAUACCCCAUCUCACUCACAACCUGCAUUGCGACCAUCCAUAUUUACCCUACCGCAGCAGCAGCAGCAGCAGCAACGAUUGAACACCAAUACAUCCCCAACUGCACAGCCACAUAUUACCACCGGUGCAGUCACCACCACGGAUUACCUGCAUUACGAAAGCAACCUACAGCUACUGCAGAGAUGCAUGCUUACCAUAGUCGAUAUUCUACAGAUCCCGCCGUCCCAGCAACAUACAAUUAGUAAGCUACAGCAGAACUUGAAUCAUUUAAAAUCUGAAAUCCUAUCUAUGGAUCAUAAAUGGACGAAUCUUCGACCACACCAUCCUUAUUAUACGUCAUCCACACAUUCCUCUCUCAGCAGUGAAGCCUCCGGACCAUUGCAUUUUAACCCGAUUUCCUCAGGUGCUACUGCCACCAGUUCAUCUAUACCAGGACAAUUAAGCCACGACUCCAGGUUCUCCAGCUUAUCAACCCAGAAGAGUUCCAUUUUCAGCAACCCGAGGCUUAGUAACGUGACUUCCUCAACGAGCACCUCAAAUGGAAAUUUAUCCGUAAGCGGAACUUCGACCCAGUUUGAUAGUUACUAUCAGCACGAAACUAAAACGCCGGGGCCGAUAUUCCCCCCGGUUCAACAACAGUCUCAGUACGCAUAUCCUCCCCCGCAGCAUCAUGCACCGCACCACUCACAGUCCCAAGGGUCUACUAACAUUUUGCACUGA